This is a messenger RNA of Eruca vesicaria subsp. sativa (arugula), 255 nucleotides long. NCBI's taxonomy places the organism in Eukaryota, Viridiplantae, Streptophyta, Magnoliopsida, Brassicales, Brassicaceae. The record is from the annotation of a GenBank genome assembly.
AUGAAGAGAUCAGAGGAGCCGUUUGUGAAGGAGAUGGGUGACGAGGCAGAAUGGAGAGCCGACGUCGCAGCUUUGAGCUGUUUUGGGUCUAAUGGGGAAGAGGAGGUGCGAGCAGUGGAAGAGGUACGUGGAAUGGAAGAGAUGGUUGGCGAAGGAGUUGGUGAGAGGGAAGGAGCGGCAAGGAUAAUGGCUGAGAAGAGGAGGAGUAACGGUGUGAGACGAGGAGAGAGCGAAGACCCAAGGUAUUUUGUCUGA